Molecule: messenger RNA, 4407 nt
Organism: Dermacentor albipictus
Lineage: Eukaryota; Metazoa; Arthropoda; Arachnida; Ixodida; Ixodidae
Product: sulfotransferase ssu-1-like
Biological process (GO): sulfation
Cellular component (GO): cytoplasm
Molecular function (GO): sulfotransferase activity
Source: RefSeq, a predicted model, not a curated record
UCGCCCUCCACUCCAGCCCGCGUCUUCACCUCCUUGGACACGCGCCAAGCGAGCUGGCAAGCCGGCACGCCCAGCCUAACGAACCCCGAAGGUCGUGCGCCACUGAUAGUUGUUUACACUGCUUGCCACUAGAAGGUGCAAGGUUUGAUUUGCAGUGAUGACGACCACCGGAGAGGACCCCAACCAGCGGCCUUACUACGUUGAUUUUGACGGCUAUCGCCUGUCUUGUGCGUUCCACGCGGAUCUGCUCAAGUCGGCGCUGGAGUACAAGCCCAGGUCAGACGACGUGUUCGUCGUGACUUUUCCCAAGUGCGGAACGACGUGGGUACAACACAUCGCAUACCUGAUUUACAACGAUGGCCAGAAGCCAAAGGACGGUCUGGAUUUCCUCAAGAAUAGCCCGUUUCUCGAGAUGACCGGAGCCGGUUGCCUGUUGGCUAUGAAGAGGCCUGGGAUCAUCAAGUCCCACCUUCCGUACUCCAUGAUGCCCAAGUCUCCCGAAGCAAAGUACAUCUACGUGUGCCGCAACCCUAAGGAUUGUGUGACGUCUUUCUACUACCACACCAAAGGAUUUCCCGGCUACGAAUUCGCCCGCGGCACGUUCCCAACAUUCUUUGACAUCUUCUGCGAGGGCCAGACGGACUUCGGUGACUACUUUGAUCACGUGUUGGGAUGGUACGAACACCGCGACGACCCCAACGUUCUCUUUCUACAUUACGAAGACAUGAAGGCCCAACCACGAGAAAGCGUGCUCAAGAUCGCCAAGUUCCUUGGCCAGUCGUACCACGACAGGUUGCUGGAGGAUGCGACCUAUCUGGAGAAUGUGCUCAGGUACAGCGACGUAUCUGCAAUGAAGCAGUACACGAACGAUUCCCUGGUCCAGUUUUUCUCAAAACCCUUGCGCACCGACGACGAGGAUGACGUGCCAGAGGGCCUUAAGCUCUUUCACAAGGUUACGCACGACCGACCGAGCGAAGCCAAGCUGGUCCGCAAAGGCAUCGUGGGCGAUUGGAAGUCGCACCUCACGCCAGACAUGAACGAGAGGCUGAAUAGCAAGAUCUACGAGAAACUCGCCGGCACCGAGUUUAUCGAGGUUUGGAAGCGGUACGGCGUCAUAUAAGCUGGGUUGACCUCAAGACACUUCCUCCGGGGUUUCGCUGCUAUGCUCUAUUUCGCUUCGCGAAAGAUGUUAUGCUGACUGCCUGUCAUACUCCCGUCAAUUGCACGUGCGCAUAAGAAAACAUGCGUAGAAACUGAAAUAUCAUUACGGAGGGUGCUUGGGGAUAGUGAGCUAUACAGUGGAGCAUUUACGGGUCCGCUAAUUCCAUACGCUGUUGUGGCACCCCAUAAAAGCCAUUGAGAGACGGGGGGAACUUCAAAGCAGCGGGUAUUCACGGCACUUUCCCGUUUUACAGAUUGGGAAAGGACCUGCGUAAGCCCUUUGGCGUUGGUUUUUAUUAUUGUUGUUAUUACCGUGUGCUCUAACAAAGUGCUAGAGCAAGUAUCAAAAGAAAGUUGUUAUUUAAUGCCUUCCAUGCAGCAAGAAACCUCGCAUUCGCUUGAAUGGUUUCUCCCACAACCAAACAUCUGCCUCAAUACUUAAAUUCCGACUCUCCAGUUCAUCCUCGGAGGCGUUUUAUGCGCUUGAAUCUACACUCAUUUCUGGUGAACAUCCCAGCCUUCUCUCUUUAUUUCCUCCUUUUCCUGAAUUUACACUAUGGCAAUCAGGCGCGCAGUUCGCGAGAUUACGCAAAAAUUGUGUUUUGCAAUGGGAAUGGGGAAACGUCUCUUUUUAUUAUCUUUUUUUAGAACAAUGGCAGUCUCAUUUAGGACACGAACUAUUUUGUGACACAAGGGCAGCAAUGCAGAGUCUACGUUUUCGCAGAAAUGGUUGGUCUCCCACCCAAAGACUCAACCAACAGCAAUGAUGAUCUAAUCAGAGCCGGCACAUUCGCAAUGACAUUGUAGAUGGCCGGGAAAAGAACGCAAGUAUUUAACGUAAUGCUUUGCGAGAUGAACUAGAAGGAUCGCCCGUAACCCUGCAAUGAGCAGGCGCACAACAGCUAAAUAUUAUUAUUACGCCUACCUAAUCGAAAACUAAUAAGUUACUGCGCCUUCCCACUGUCAAAAUAUCAUGAUUCGGCACGGUUACCAAGGCCGAUCGUCUUUUCUAGGCGUCAUUCAAAGGCCAACUGCAACGAAAUGGCACCUUGUCUAAAUAGGUAAUACAUGAGAAGUCUAUACCAUUGAAGCAAUAUUGGCAAAGUUGCAAGGCUGGUAAACGUGUAAUUAUUCUUAUUAGCAGCCUUUACACAGCACACCCGCUGUGGUGGCGUAGUGACGGCGACGUUGCGCUGAUGAGCCCGAGGGCGCUGGAUCGAAUCCCGGCUGCGGUGGCCGCACUUCGAUGGGGGGCGAAAUGCAAAAGCGCCCGUGUGCCACUCAGUGGGUGCACGUUAAAGAACCCCAAGUGGGAAAAUGCAAUCCGGAGUCACCCACUACGGCGUGCCUCAUAAUCGUGCCGUGGUUUUGGCACGUAAAACCCCCGAAUUUAUUUUUAAGGCGAACGCCUUAUAUCUCUGUUUCAAGGUCAAGUUGUGGGAUGCAUAAAGUCGAAGCACUCGUGCCACAGCUCGCGCGAUCGUCGUCGUUGUGUUCCUCCACAUCGCUGCCACAUCGACGCUGCUAAUCAUGCCAGAAAAGCCACAGUUAAUUAAUAUAUAGUUAAGACACUCGAACCCGCGACCUCCGGUGUUAAUUAGGGCGACAUUGAUUAAAGCACAGUUAAUUAAGCUAGCUUUAAUUAGGGCGCUCGUACCCACUACCUUUAGUGGGAGAAAACAGGUAAUCAGAAGUAACAACGCAUUCGAAUGAAAAUGUCAAGUAAUUGAAUGGAUGUCUCUUGAGCUCGCAGGAUUUCGCCCUCAGCCUCUUUGGCGUAUGCUAAAGUGACUGAAUUUUUUUAGAACAGCGCCUAAGCAGGCCUAUGCACUGUCGCGCAUCUCUUGUUCAUUGCAAACGCAACACAAUAAAAACAGAGGCCGAGGGGGAUCCAUGGGUAAGUUUCCAGUCAAAAACAGCUGUCUAGUUUCUAAAACCGAAUAUUUCGUUCACAAACAUAAGCAUUGGGCGCACUUAUAGAGGAAACGAGGCUGUUUCUCACCACUGUGGAACAAAAAACGCAGAUGCCACGCACUAUUGAAAUCGAUGUAAGCGAAGCUAUCUGUGCUGUUUGCUUUCAUUGACGCUAUCUGGCGGUGAGGUCGACUGCAUACGACAGUCGUGAUGUGACGUUAAAUGUUACCUUGCCUGCACCACUUGUGUUUGGCCACGUAGUACACACAACACAGAGAAACGUGUGAUUCAAUCAUUCGUCUCUUUACUGAAGAGACUCAAAAGAGCAAUGCUCUCUGACGGCGCAUUUUGUUUCUGCCGUGUCAAGUUAGAUGAACUGCCAGGAGCGCAGAGGGGUUCCGUUCGUUCCUGAUUCUGAUCGUUCGUUCCAUUCCUGAUCGCUCGUUUCCUGAUUGCGUCGGCACGGGAUCCGUCUUUACCUAUUCCCUGCCUCCUCUCUCGCUACGCCGGUGCUAGCAACCGUUCCUCCUCCAUGGACUGUCGUUGCUGUUGUGGCGCGUGAGCACGAAGGCAAGCGCGGCAGCUCCUGCAACUCUCUUGGUGUGGGAUGGUGCCUAAUUACGGCGCCUGGGGGGGGGGGGGGGAGGCAAUGUUUGCGUCGCCCAAGGAGCUCCUGAAGGCAUUUUGGGGUCCCCCAGGCGCGUCACUCUGGUCCCGCUCUACAAGAACGUCCUUGGUGUCAACCAUCUCGUCUUCCGCUUCUGUCUACGUCCCCUCUGGACUUGAACGUUAGUCGAAAGGUAAAAAAAAAAUUAAAUUGUGAGGUUGUACGUGCGAAAACCACUUUCUGAUUACGAGGCACGCCGUAGUGGAGGACUCCGGAAAUUUCGACCGCCUGGGGUUCUUUAACGUGCACCCAAAUCUAAGCACACGGGUGUUCUCGCAUUUCGCCCCCAUCGAAAUGCGGCCGCCGUGGGCGGGAUUCGAUGCCGCGGUAUUGUGCUCAGCAGCCUAACACCAUAGCCACUGAGCAACCACGGUGGGUUAGUCGAAAGGUAAGCGCUGCAGCUUCUGCAAUGCUUUUGCGAGGGGUCACGGAUAAUUACAGUGGUCAAUAGGCUAAUAUGGCGAUACUCGGGGAGCUCCAGAAGACGCUGUGCUCAUGCCACGCGAUGUAAAGGUGCAAAGGAGUUUCUCGCGUCGACUUUCCUGUCUGCCACGCUCCUGCCAUGUAUGUACACGCUCUGAACCACACCCCGACGCGGCGGGCAAGGAAGCAGCAGCAGCACAAAAGUUGAAGGAAGAGGCAAAGAAAGUUUCGCUGUAAAGAAA